UGCCUUGCACCAGGUCUUACCCUUCCAGUAUGUUCCUUCUGAUGAGACAAUUUCCAGUGCCGAGAGCUUCAGUACAAUGUGGAAAUGGAUACUGACACAUGGUGCCUCAGCCUUUCCCCACCUGCCUGGCUGCUGCUGCUUCCUGUUGCUGCUCUUGGUGUCUUCCGUCUCUGUCACCUGCCAAGCCCUUGGUCAGGACAUGGUGUCACCAGAGGCCACCAACUCCUCUUCCUCCUCCUCGUCUUCCUCCUCCUCCUCCUCGCCUUCCAGUGCGGGGAGGCAUGUCCGGAGCUACAAUCACCUCCAAGGAGAUGUCCGCUGGAGAAAGCUAUUCUCUUUCACCAAGUACUUUCUCAAGAUUGAGAAGAACGGAAAAGUCAGCGGUACCAAAAAAGAGAACUGCCCGUACAGUAUCCUGGAGAUAACAUCUGUGGAAAUUGGAGUUGUUGCUGUCAAAGCCAUUAACAGCAACUAUUACUUAGCCAUGAACAAGAAGGGGAAACUCUAUGGCUCAAAAGAAUUUAACAAUGACUGUAAGCUGAAGGAGAGGAUAGAGGAAAAUGGAUACAAUACCUAUGCAUCCUUUAACUGGCAGCACAACGGGAGGCAAAUGUAUGUGGCAUUGAAUGGAAAAGGAGCUCCAAGGAGAGGACAGAGAACACGAAGGAAAAACACCUCAGCCCACUUCCUUCCAAUGGUGGUACACUCGUAGAGGAAGGCAGUGCUCGUGGA
Molecule: messenger RNA, 732 nt
Organism: Orycteropus afer afer
Lineage: Eukaryota; Metazoa; Chordata; Mammalia; Tubulidentata; Orycteropodidae
Gene: FGF10
Product: fibroblast growth factor 10
Biological process (GO): secretion by lung epithelial cell involved in lung growth; animal organ morphogenesis; positive regulation of gene expression
Cellular component (GO): cytoplasm
Molecular function (GO): growth factor activity; chemoattractant activity; type 2 fibroblast growth factor receptor binding
Source: RefSeq, a predicted model, not a curated record